CAAUGACCCUCAUGUUGCUAUGGAUACGUCAACACACUUAAGACGGUUAGCUGACAAUUGGAGGUCCGAUACGAGAUAAAACACGUAAGUGGGCGUAAAACGACACCAAAUUCUGCAUUUUUCGGCGUCGGUUGAUUGUAACACUCUUCAAAUUUAGCAGACUCCUACAGAGACAUAUUUCGGUGAGCAUUUAGCUCCAUAGAGUUUUGUAAGAGUUUGUCUCCAGUAGCUCCACCCACUUCAUUAUUAAGUUUAUAACGUUAUUUCUUCGCGUAAUCGUCAGCAUGGAGGUUGGAGAUAAACUGAGAGAACUGAACAUGACAGUGGAUGAAAUCGACAGGAUGGCAAAAGCUUUCAAAGACGAGAAAUUCAGGGAAAUGCUGCACGAUUAUGCCCGAGAAUUAUCAGACCCCGAGAAUAAGAAAAGGUAUGAAGAAGAGAUCAGAAUUUUGGAGCAGGAGAGAGGAAACACGAUUGAGUUUAUCCACCCAGAACCAUUUAGGGCUCUCAGGACGAGUGUGAACGGCAAGCAGAAGUGUUUUAUCAACAUCUGUGCCAAUGAAAAAGUUGGAAAGCCAGCCUGCCAGCCAGGGGUGUCAGAUGAAGGCCGCAGAGGACAGUGCUGGUCCUUGCCUCACAGUCUGCACCCAGGGAGGCAAGACACAGAUCCAAAAGGAAACAAGAUCAUGAUCUAUGAUGUUAUUUUCCACUCUGACACUCUCCAUAUGGCAAGCAAGAACAAGAGAUUCAUGGAUAUGGUGGACAGCACAGCCAUUCAGGGAAUCCAAAAUGCUUUUAACGUGACGCUGGACAAAAACAACAUACGAGAGACGAGUACAAAAUACAAAGGCACUCCACAUCCCUGUGUCAUCCGAAAGCCCAUACCUGGAUAUAAAGCUGACAAGCCUGACCCUCUUGCUUUCCCAUACCCAGAUGAGAAAAGACCUUCCUCAUCGUUGCAAACCAAUCCUACAGAACCACCUGCGACAAAAAACAGCAGUGAUGCUGAACCUCUUAAAAGCUUCCAGAUCCAGCCUCAGAAAAGCAGAGAGCCGACUAAGCCAAACCACACAGUAAAAUAUAGAUCUUUCAUUGAUCUACAGGACUUCCGGUGUUCCAGAGACUCAGCCCAAAGCCCUAGGCCCAAAGAGAUAAUAGUUACGAUUGACGUGCCACUUCUGAAGGCAGCCAAGGAUGCCAGCCUUGAGGUAAAAGAGAGAAAGCUGCUGCUUGAGUCCAAGAAACCAGCCUACAGGUUGGAGCUGCCCUUAGCCUACCCUGUGGAUGAAGAUAAAGGAGAGGCAAAGUUCCACAAACAGAGCGGACAGCUUACAGUCACACUUCCGGUUCUUCCUUCAAAUGAAGCUUUUGAUUUUGGUGUAAGGCCUGCCCAGACUAGUGUUAGUGAUGAUGAGAGGCAGGGAGACAAAAGUGAAGUGGAAAAGGAGAAUACACUUAAGGAGAAGGAGAGUGAAAGCCUGAGAAAUGAGGACCAAGGAGGUGUUGAGGAGAAGGUUAAGAAUGAAAGAGACAUUGAGGAGGAGGUUUUGAAGCAGCAGACAAGAGUAGAAAAAGGUGAAGAAGAGGGAGAAAGAGGUCAGGAGAAAGGAGAGGAGCAGAUGAGGGAGGGAGAAAACAACAAAAGAAGAGAAGAAAUUGAUGUGGAGGAGGAGGCAAAAUGGAAUAUGCAGAUGCAAAAAUGCCAAGACAGUGUGGAGGAGGAGAAAUUGAAAGAGCAGAAACAGAAGAAUGAGGAAAAGGUAGGAAAAUCAAACCCACAGAAAAGGCAACAAGAUGAGGACAAAUGGAUCAGUAAACUGAAGACAGUAAGGGAAGAUAAAUGUGAGAGCGCAGCAGAGAAAAGGGAUUCGGGUGUAACAAAUGUUCCAUCUGAAACUGUUGAGAGACGCAUGGUUUCUUCUGAUGAGCACACAACUGCCCCUAAAUAUUCAGGUUGCACAGUAAAAGAGGGAGGAAUAAAUCGGAACUUGUGUAUGCAGUCAACGCCUAAAAUGACGACUUCAGAUCUCAAAGAGGAUACUGAAAAACCACAAGAGACCGUCAAUGGAAAUCUGAGGUUGGAAAGAGAUGCUGCAUUUCUACGCAGAUCCAGUGAGGCUGUGUCUCCCAUACCACCUGAUGCUCAAAGCCAGAACGUGAAGGACCUCUGCAUUUCCUGGGGGACUGAGGGGUCCAGCGAGACGCCUGCAACAAACAAUGCAAACAAGUCAAGCAGAGGAGGUUCACACAACAGUGACCCCCUAUGCGCUGAAGAACUUGCCACAGGCUCAGUGAAGCCAGAGCAAAAGGAGAACGUGGAUGAAGAUGACCUGCCCACAGAGCAAACCUUCCACAAUCCAGAGCACGAUAACAAGCCUCCACCUGUGUUGUUAAGAGAAAUUGAUAAAGAUGGAAAUGAAAUGGUAAUAGGUGAACAUUCAACAUCUGCUGGGUUUGUCUUCCAAAACUCCCUGAUGUAUGAGCUGGAAUGAAGACAAAGUACAACAGUUAAGAGGAGGU
This is a messenger RNA of Scatophagus argus, 2520 nucleotides long. It is a transcript of the gene dnaaf2, whose product is annotated as dynein axonemal assembly factor 2. Gene Ontology annotation, cellular component: cytoplasm. NCBI's taxonomy places the organism in Eukaryota, Metazoa, Chordata, Actinopteri, Scatophagidae. The record is from RefSeq and is a predicted model, not a curated record. The coding region runs from base 285 to 2492 and encodes 735 amino acids. The transcript has 2 exons. Gene Ontology annotation, biological process: axonemal dynein complex assembly.